CAGUCUAAAAAUCGUAAUUUAAAAAAAUACUCUUUCCUGUCAGAAAAAAAAUUAGCUUUGAGAUGUCCGGAAAAUCACUUCAUUUGUUCCGUAAAAUCAAUAGCGUGCGUUGGUACCGUGGAAUGUCUCACGUCCAAAUGAAAGCUUGUGAUGACUUGCUUCACGCUCUGCGAGAUGACAUGGAACAGGGAUCAUUGUACCGUGUGCGUCGCUGUAUCUCCCAGCUGGGACUUCAUCCAAUGGUGGGAUCUGCACAGAUUAAAAUCAUCAUGGCAUUGAGUCAAGGUAAUGACCUUGCCUUCUUGUGGUUCCUGUGGGAGUUCAUAUACAAGAGCCCGCAAAAGCAUCGAAAGGAAAAUGAAGACUCUGAUCAGGAUCCUAUAACCUACACACUCAAUGAACAGUUGCUUUUGUCAGGUAUUGCCCACCUGGACAUUCCGGCUACCCUAAGGGCUUUGGAUGCUCUAUUACCACCUGCUACUCAAUCAACGAAGACAACUAUUAAACGGACUCAAAAGAGUUCUUCCAUUAGGGUCCAAAGUUCAGGUCCAAAGGAUCGUUUACAGCCAUACCUUUCUCCUUUGGUACGUCCUUGUGCCUUUACCCCGAAGAUCAAGCCCCGACUGCCUGAAAGCAAACUCCAUUUCCCUGAGUACUCGUAUUACAGUGAUCGCAUGCAGCAAAUCCCAAAUGAAAGGUCACGUUGGUUUGCUCAACACCAACUUAAUCCCGUGAAGAGGGUAGUACAUGAGUUGCUUAAAGAGGAGCUAAAUAAACUUAAAUUGGUACAGAGGGAUAAUAGUUAUAAGGAUAACAAUCCUAUGUGUGAGACCCACCGCUUCUUAAAGGGCGAAAUGCAAACUCAACAACAGGAGAAGAUCAGUUCCAUUUUUCAGCGCUGUCUGUCUCAGUUAAAUGAUUCAAAGGUCAAACUUAAGGCUCGUCGGACACUCUUAGAAGAUAUGGAAAAGAAUAUCCAAUGCGCAGCCGACAAGAUCGGCAUUCAAUCGCGAAGACCUUUUAGCCAAAUUAAAGGCACUCGCAUUGAAGGCGGAACUUGUCGAUCAUGCAAUAAUAUGGGUUAUUCACCUCGAAAGGACAUAAAAAAGAAGUCAGAACUGCGCAUUUUGUUGGGUGACGAAGAAAGUCCCACUGUAAAUUUAUUAGAUCCUGCAAAGGAUAACGUGCUCAAGGUAAUGCUUAUGCAAAAAAACGAGCCCCAUCUCUGUGGGGCAGGGGACUGUAGAAUACUGGGUGUGGACUGCGCCUUAAAAGAGUCUAAGGUCAUAUUAGAGAACCCCAAGGUCGUAGCAAGUGAAAAGGACAUCAUCGGGGAUUCACCUCAUUUGCCAACUAACAACUUUAAGAACCUCGCUGAUCUUAUUCCUGCAUGCAGUCGGACUUUACGUUCCUUGAGGAGAUCUACAACCCUGCAUCCUGAAUCGGAGACUUUCACAAAAAGGAUUUGCGAUGGCUUGCAGUUGGACUACCAUAAGAUUUUUGAUCUUCCAAAGCCCACUGAAGAGCAGUUGCCGUGGGAGGAUGACAGCUUAGAUCUAGAGGAUAAGCGACCUAUGAUUAAAAAGCUAUGUAUUGAUGCCCUGAAGAAUGGGGAUACAAAAUCAGUGAAAGAGGUGAAGGAAGACAAAUCACUGCCGUCGGUUUUAAGGGCAGCUGCCAAUUGCGCUGUUAACAUGUUCCGGAAAAAUGUUUUAGAAGUGCGGGAAGAUAAAGUUGAUAAUAGCCAGCAGAUUCUUAUCGAUCCGGACAACGAAGAGCAGAUUGAAAAUCUUUUGAAAGAAGCUUUGGCAGUUCUUCGUUGUAAUCCGCAUUUUGUACUGGCCACCUUCACCAAUGCCCAUAAGAUGCCCGUUCUACUUGAUUGGGUGGCAGAUCGCUAUGGCAAGACCUUCAGUAGGGAUGACAUGCAGGAUCUUGUGAAGUCCUCGUACAACGUCUACAAGUCGGUUUAUCAUUCUAAAAGAGAGCAACAUCGUAAGAUGUUGAGGAUAAAGAAAAAUGUUAUGAGUUUCGGGGAUUUAAUCAACUAUGCCAGCUAUAAGGAGUUCAUGUGUCUGGUUAGACAGAAGAAAGCAGAAUACCACACAAAGCUGGACGAUCUAGCAAUGGAGCAGUCGCGUCUUACUUGGCUGGCCUUGCGGGGAUACUCCCACAUGGGUAGCGAAAUGAAAGACUGUUUCUUUGCAUAUAUGCCCGCCAGGCAGCAAGAUAUUAAGCGCCUGCGUGUUUGGAGAUCCAAUGAGUACCGAGACUUGGUUAAACUCCGGCUAAGAACUAGGCUAUCGAAAUGAUGAUUCCAAAUGGCGGAGCGUAAAACAUGUAGGUACAUGAAUUUCGUUCUGGCAUUUGGAAUCCACAUCGAUGUGGGUCAUCCUCGGGCAGUUCGAUUUAGUUUUAUCUGCUGAUCUGCUUAGUGGCUGGUCCCCGUGGAAAACAUUCAAUGAAAUUUGUCAUUCGCCAUUGUGGCCGACUACUUAUGUAAACCAAACUAUGUAUAAUCCCAAUUAAAAAUGCU
Molecule: messenger RNA, 2536 nt
Organism: Drosophila eugracilis
Lineage: Eukaryota; Metazoa; Arthropoda; Insecta; Diptera; Drosophilidae
Source: RefSeq, a predicted model, not a curated record